GCAGGGGUCCAUGUUACACUGAGACACAACUUCUUCGCUCCAGACAACGGUCACAGACACAACAUUGGUAAUCUCUCACUGAAGCCUACAUCUUCUGCUGAAUCACUUCUCUUCCUCUCAAUUCAAUUUAUAGGAGUUUUAUGCGACUUCACACUUCUUUACUUCUAGCGUUUACCAUAUUCAUACUUCUGAGGCAGAAUACAGUAAAAUGUCAAGAUAACACUGAUGACACUGAAACGGCGGAUGAGGAUACUGGACCCAAAUGUACUGUUCCCACAAUACAAAACGGACAGAUAGGGAACGCUAACUCCGUCGACGAGGAGAUCAGCGAGUCAACCGCUUUCGAAGUCUUCUGUGACUCCCAGUAUCAGUUAGGGAGCAGUUCGGUUGCUAAUGUACCAUGUGUAACUGGUCAGAUGCCGUCAUCGUGUCGAGAGAUCACACUUACAAACACAGCUACAGAGUAUGUUGUCGGAUCAGAGGCCAAACUAACUUGCCAAGUAAAGUCACAAGAUCAGGUGACCGGAAUAAAGUGGAUAAAAGAUAACCAGGACUUCAGACUACAAGGAGUGUUCUCAUCUCAAACAUCCUCUACUUUUUUCAGUGUUCUCACCUUCACCAUAGCCACUUCUGGAGACGCUGGAAGGUACAAAUGUGAAGCAUCAGUGAACAGCGUCGCUCCGUUUGACAAAGAAAUGUACCAAUCUGACGUGGUUAUCACCAUACUCAGUACCACAAUGACGCCAGCUGAUGACCCGGUUUACCUGAUGGUGGGAGAACCGUUCCCUCUCUCAUGUAUCUUCGUAAACUACGCCUCAUAUUCUCUCUCCGUCUCCUGGACUCAAGGCUCCUCCUCUAUGACAGCCUAUUUCACUGACGAUACAGGGGACACAACUUCAACUAAAAUAACACUGAACGCCGGUACUGCCGUUGGUUACAGUAACGAUUACGCGUGUAAAGGAGAGUACAGACAUCUGAGCUCAGGUAGAGUCAUGACAGUUACUGACUCCAGACGGGUCGAGGUCCGAGGGAUAGCUUUUCAGCCGCAGAGCGUUUCAGUCGGUAUUGGGGGAGAAGCUAAAUUCACCUGCGAAACUGUGGGAGAGAUUAAGGGCACUGUAGUGUGGUUAGUUGGAGGAGCCGCCCAGGACGAGGACCUCUUCACAACAACUCACAGUACAUCACGUGUUACCCGGUCUAUCCUCACACUCGAGUCUGUGGAGAAACAGGACUCUAAAGUUCAGUGUCAGGUCACUUUUGGGGCCGUCACUGUCAAAUCUAACGAGGUCGACCUUGUUGUUUACGGUAUCGGAGUUGUGGAUCACCCCGGGGAUACUGGGUUUAUUAAAGGAACAGAUAACACGCUGACCUGUUCUAUUAAAACUGAAAGUGACGUUGUUCCCUCCAUACGGUGGUUUAUGGGCUUUUCUUCCGUGGGCGCUGAGAAGUACUCAACCACUUCCAACGCAGAAAAGACACUCUACACCUCUGAAUUGUUCUUUGAUAAAGUUCAAAAGUCCGCUAACGGAGCCUACAAAUGCAAAGCAGAUUUCACGAUCAAAGGCCAAAUGACGAGCGUUGAAUCCAAUCCUGCCAGCAUUUAUGUUAGAGAGGUGAUAAAGUUGCCUGGUAACGAUUAUAUAACAAGUGUUGUAUCUGGGGAUAGUAAAGCAUUUUCUUGUUACUUAUACGUUGGAGUGGAGCCCGAUGGAGCCAGCUUUCAAUCAGUUACUUGGUAUGUAAACAAUGUGGACGUGAAAGGAGUGGCAGACUUCGUGAUAGACGAUGCAAAAACCACGAAAGUAAAGAAAUGGCUGACCGUCCUGAGGAUGACUAAUAUUACCCCGGGUCUUGCGGGUCUUGUUAAGUGUAGCUACACGUGUGGCAUUGGACCAGAUAUCUCAGAUGAGACGAUGUUGUACGUACACCGACAAGUCCAGCUACCUGUAGAGACCCACACAACCUCAGCUACCUUCACCAUCACGUGUUCUGCGGGGAACAACGAACUUGCUGCUGUCACGUGGCUUGAAGAUGGGACUCCUAUUGGCCUUAACGAUAACAACUUCAAACCUCAGUCAGCGACAAUCGAAGACUUUGUGCAGCACAACAGAUUGUUGGUUGAAGACUGGUCUACCUCGAAGGACAUUGUCACCAUCAAGUGUAAAUACAGAUAUGACAUCUCCAAUAAAGAGUAUGAAACGUCCACAAAAUUCAGUUGGAAAGGUUUCACCACAUCCCCGGACCGUUACACGUACUACAGCCCUGCAGAGAAGACGAUAUACUGCUCGUACGGCUUCACCUACUCCACCACUGGUCCUACCUCAGCUAAAUGGACUAGAGAUGGGGCUUCUGUGGACAACGAUGACAAAUAUGAGGUAGAUACCGGGAACAAAGGAGCAGGAAACUGGGAGAUAUCCCUCGCAAUAAAGGGAACUGACGGCGUGGUCACGGAGCAAGAUGGUGGCGUGUUCGUGUGCUCUUUUGUCUACUCUGAAACUGAGGAGUACCACAGAAAUGCUGAUGUCUACUUCUAUGAUAUUGAGACAUUGCCUGCUGAACCGAAGUUCUACGACGCGCUCUCAGUGACCCUUACAUGCGUUCUGAAGAGCAAGGAUCUGACCGUAUCCGGGGUGAAAUGGGUGAAAAACAGCGAGACAGUGAAAGCACCUACCUUCAAUGUUACAGCUGGAUCAGACCCACUUACAAGCUACCUUUCCAUCAAUGAGGUGGUAGCAGCUAAUGAAGGUACCUUUGGUUGUCUAUACGAUGUGCCGGGCAACAAGGAACUUGAAGAGACUAUGUACGCUUACAUUCGCAAUAUAGAGCUACUGAGUGAGGAGUACUUGGUGGUAGCAGCAGGAAGUGAGGUGGAGCUGUCCUGCUCUGUUAAAAACUACACUAAAGUAGAUCUGAACUGGUACAAGGAUGGGGCUACUGAUCCAGUUCCCGGGCACACCGAGACUUAUGACGACUUCGUUGUGACUAGUACCCUUACUUUGGAGAGUGUUCAGAAUGAGAAUCUUGGAGAGUACCGGUGUGGCAUUGAAGAUUCUAGAUCUGGAAAGUCUUCAACUGUUUCCUCGGUGACAGUGAGUGCUGUGGGUGCUGUGGUGCUGAAGGGAUCCGGGCCUGCUACAAUCAAGUGUGAUCUAUCGGGUGCUGUCUCGCAGCCAAUCUCUGUCUUAUGGACAGACGAAAAUGACAAGGAGUACAAGGCGACCGACUCUUCAAGUGAAUAUACAGUGGUGGCAGGAACAUUCAAGGACGGAGAGCAGACCACUACUCUAGAGAUUGAACCAUCCACUUCCGCUAUCUUCACUUGUAAAUUCGUGUUGGACGGAACCACUGGAAGCAGGAAAGUUGCUGUAACGGUAGUGGAGAUCACCAGUACCCCCUCUAUGGUGCACAAGGGUUCAGACACGUCAGUCCAGUGCCGGUUGGAGGGUGCCAGCACCGCUCCCACAGUAUCCUGGUCCCAGGCAAAUAAUCCCGACCAAGAGACAACAGAGAAUACUGGAAAUUUCGCAGACAAAGUUCUGGUUAGCACGCUGGAGGUGAAGAAUGUGAUGAAGGAACUGCUGUACAGCUGUACGUUCAAUGUGGAGGGUACCGAGUUUAGUACGGAAGUUCUGAUCAACAUAUACGAAUUGGCUAUCCCUGCAACACAUAUAGUAGAGAAAGGAAAGUCGCUUCAGAUAGAAAUACAGAUUGAGCCCGAAAUACCGGACAUAACCUCUUAUGUUAAGCAAUCUGAAGUAUCAGAAGACGUGACAGUAGACGGGACAGCAACCAUCACCGUAGAGAAGGAGAAAGUAACAGUUACUUACGCUUCAGUUGUUACACCCAUGAUAUUUACUUACCAAUACACAGACAGUUCUGAUGCUGUACACACGUUGACAUCUAACAUUCACGUUGUUGAGUUCAAAAAGAACAAAGUCAGUCUCAGUGAUGGUGUGGAGGAGGCCGAGCUAGCAUGUACCAUGCACGGAGAUCUAUCAACGGAAAUGAGGCAGCAAGUGUCCUCAUAUUGGGUUAUUGGAGGACAGAAAGAGUUCAAGAUGGCUACAGUAGCUGGAAGUUCGGUAACCAGCAAGUACGAUAUGACGGUUACCAGUGCCACGGUCGACCAAGAAGUUGCAUGUGGGUUUUCCGUUCAAGGAAAGGAAUUUACCCACACAGCUACAUUAGAUAUCAUUGAUAUCACGUGUCCUGAAAAAGUGGAAAUAGGUGACGACGGGGAGGUUGAUAUAGCGUGCACCAUCUCCGGCUCCAAGCACUUCGAGCCAGUCAAAUCUAUUUGGUACAAAGGAAACUCCCAGGAGCUGAUACAGAGCCUGUCAGGCGCUGGCUGGCCGGACCCGGUCACCACCACAUUCGUAGACGUCUCUACCACCGGGGCAUACCGCUGUGUUAUCGAUAUGGGGGUUGCGGAGUUUACCAGGAAUAUUGAAGUCACUAAAGCGGGGGUUGUUGACCCAGUUGACCCUGUUGACCCUGUUGAUCCAGAAGGUGGCUCCGAUAAGAAUCUGCCCCUUAUAAUCGGUAUAACGGUUCCAGUGGUGCUUGUUUUAAUAGCAGUGCUGGUGGUCGGGUACUGCUGCUUCAAGAAACACAGAACAAGACGGGCGUCCUUCAACAUCAAAACUCUGUCCAUGAACUCAAACUCAUUUAAUCGACCUGAGUCUCUGAUAUAUGCGAACGCGGAUGGUCAGGCCCAGGGAGCACAUCGGGCGGCAAGGUACAGUACACAACAUCGCGAGAACGAUCAGGCCCACAUAAACGGCAACAAUCUCAGGGUCAACUACCGGGUAAAUAACCCUAGGACUGAUUCCAGGCCACAAGCGAGGAAGGCAGCCCCAACACCUCCAAGCUCGGGAGGUUCUAGAACCCCGACAAGGACUGAUGUUCGGACGCCCGACAAUUCAGGCGUCAGAUAUAACCGGGACUUUGAUGCCAGCGUGUACAGCAGGAAUCUUGCGGCCAAAAAUUUGGGAAACAUCCCGACAUCUAACGCUUGAGUCUCCCGGAAAACAGAUUUUGAGAUUUUCAUCUUUUUAUAAUUGCUUUGAUACGCAACCUGAUUGUUUUGGCUUUAUAUCAAACUUUUAUUUUCGUUUUCUGCUUUGAUCACAAUUUUCGCAUGUCAAUGCAAAAUGCUAAAUGUAACUUUUAAACGUGAUCUAUGAUAAUUUGCUGAAAUAAUGGUUUGUAGUUGUAUAUAUUUUGCAAACAUCGCUCAUUUUA
Molecule: messenger RNA, 5244 nt
Organism: Bolinopsis microptera
Lineage: Eukaryota; Metazoa; Ctenophora; Tentaculata; Lobata; Bolinopsidae
Product: titin-like
Exons: 29
Coding region: 141-5018 (1625 amino acids)
Biological process (GO): cell-cell adhesion
Cellular component (GO): plasma membrane; cell-cell junction
Molecular function (GO): cell adhesion molecule binding
Source: RefSeq, a predicted model, not a curated record